CCACUGCACGUGUGUGAAACAGGAAGUCCGGAUGGCAGCUGUGGAGAGGAAGGUGCAGGCCUUGAGUGAGGAAGAGGAAAGGAUGAAGGAGAGGAAGACUCUGCAGGAGGAAGAGUCUGAUCUGGCCAAAACCCUCCGGGAGAAAAAGGAGACAGCCUACAGGCUGAGGAAACAGCAGAAGAACACAAAGAUGGAGCUGCGCAGUGGCAGGAGGGCAGUGGAGAAGACUGCAGAUGUGCACAGAGAUCUGAGCUUCCAGGUGGAGGAGAUGCAGCUGGAAACGGAUGCUUCUGUGAGAGAGCUGCAGAGGCAGAGUACAGAGAAGCAGGGCGCCUUGAGGAAGGAGACCGCGCUCAGACGGGACGUGAAGCGUGCGAGCGGCCGCGCCCAGAGUGAGGCUGACCGGCUCGUCGCCGCGGAGACGAGGAGGCUGCAGCUGGAGCUGGCGGUGAAGGAGCUGGAGGUGGAGAACGCCUUCAAAAGAGAGAUGCACCUGGCAAAGAUGGUCAUCUCCCGCCAGGGCCCCAAGAAACUCAGGGCCGAGGUGAAUCAGAAGCUCUGUAGAGCAGAGACACUGAGGAGGAAGUACGAGACCACAGCAGCAUCCAGCCUCCGCUUCCAGGGAGGCGAUAGGACCCCACAACCUCACAUGGGCAGGACCUGUGAGGACGCGGGGCUGCAGGGCAGGCUGGAGCGAUGGACUCGGAGAGUGAGCGGGAAGCAGGAGGAGGUGAAGGUGCUGAAGAGCACCCUGCACGCCCACAGGAGCCGAAACGCAGAGCCCCGCCCAUCGCCCGGGCCCACCCCCACAUCCGGUAAGGAUCCUGGGGAACAGAAGCUUGUGGAGGAGAAGAAGGCCUUAGAGGAAACGUGCAGCGCCAAGAGGAGAAAGAUCCUCGAGCUACAGCACGACAUUAAGGGACAGAAGACUGCCCUGGAUAAGCUGCUGCGGGAGGAAGCGGUCCAGACGCGCUGGGUGGCUGAGGCUGGGCUCUGGGUGCAGUCUCUGACAGAACAGCUGGGAUCCCAGGAGGCAAAGCUGGACCAGGCACAUCAGCAGAGCUCUGAGCUAACCUUGGAGGCCCAGUCAGCCUGGAAGACCCAGGAGAAGACAAAAGAGGACGAGAUGGAGGACAUCAAACUGUGCGAACUCCUGGACUUCAGCAGGGAGGUGGACCUGAUGCUCCUGGCAGUUAUGGACGAGCAGACUGACCUGGGAUCAGUCCUACAGGCACAGUUUCAGCAGCAGUAA
This is a messenger RNA of Anguilla rostrata (American eel), 1252 nucleotides long. Its product is annotated as coiled-coil domain-containing protein 39-like. Gene Ontology annotation, cellular component: axoneme. The coding region runs from base 32 to 1252 and encodes 406 amino acids. Gene Ontology annotation, biological process: epithelial cilium movement involved in determination of left/right asymmetry; cilium-dependent cell motility; inner dynein arm assembly. The transcript is spliced from 9 exons. NCBI's taxonomy places the organism in Eukaryota, Metazoa, Chordata, Actinopteri, Anguilliformes, Anguillidae. The record is from RefSeq and is a predicted model, not a curated record.